ACCCGUCGGAGGGUGUGCUCAUGUUUACAACGUUAAACUGUCAAGAACUUUACCGUGAUAACGGCGGAUUUUGGACUUAUUUCAACGCGGGUAGAGUCACAUCAAUGCGGAAAGCAAGUAAAUGAGGUCUCCAAGCCCCAGUCAGGUUGACGACGAAGCCUCGUGGCUGGUGACACUUGCUGUCAAUCAGAGCUGACAUUUGAAGAGCGCUCACUGUGUUGGUAAAGGAGCGUCCCGAUGGAGUGUGUGUUCAUCAUGAACCGGAUGAGCUCUCAGGGCAGUGCGGCGUCUCAGCGCAGACGCAUGUUCCUCGGAGUUGUGAUCCUCCUGCUGGUGGACGUCAUCUGGGUGGUCUCCUCUGAGCUCACAGCUUACAUUUUCAAACAGCAGGAAUACAACAAGCCGUUCUUCAGCACCUUCAUCAAGACCUCCAUGUUCGUCCUCUACUUGAUGGGCUUCCUGCUGUGGCGGCCAUGGAGGCAGCAGUGCACUGGGACUGGGCAACGCCAACGCUCCUCUUUUUUUGCAGAUGCAGAGGCCUAUCUAGCUCCCUGCAACAACGACAACAUCAACCACUGUUUGAGUGAACCGCUCUACGUUCCUGUCAAGUUCCAGGAUGUUCCAGACGAUCCCGCCAACUGUUUAAUCCCAGACUGUGAAUCUACAUCUAAAAAGCACCGCGUGCGCUUCAGUAAUGUCAUGGAGGUGCGCCACCUGCCUUCCACUCAGGCUCUGGAGGCCAAACUGUCUCGAAUGUCCUACCCGGCGGCCAAAGACCAUGAGGCCAUGCUGCGCACCGUGGCCAAGCUGACCAUCACCGACGUGGCCAAAAUUAGCUUUUUCUUCUGCUUUGUGUGGUUCCUGGCUAACCUGUCCUAUCAGGAGGCUCUGUCCGACACGCAGGUGGCCAUCGUCAAUGUCCUGUCAUCCACUUCAGGCUUGUUCACGCUGAUCUUGGCCGCCAUUUUCCCCAGCAACAGCAGCGACCGCUUCACCCUGUCCAAGUUGUUAGCUGUCGCUCUGAGCAUGGGGGGUGUCGCUUUAGUAAGUUUCUCCAGAAUGGACAGCCCUGAUGAGAAAGGCGUCGUAGGAACUCUGUGGUCGCUGGCUGGAGCCAUUCUCUACGCCAUCUACAUCGUCAUGAUCAAGAGACGAGUGGACCGAGAGGACAAGCUGGACAUUCCCAUGUUCUUCGGUUUCGUGGGCCUGUUCAACCUGCUGCUCCUGUGGCCCGGCUUUUUGGUGCUUCACUACACCGGGUUCGAGGCGUUCGAGCUGCCCAGUCAGCUGGUGUGGCCAUACAUUCUCAUCAAUGGACUCAUCGGAACUGUCCUCUCAGAGUUCCUCUGGCUGUGGGGAUGUUUCCUGACGUCGUCUCUGAUCGGAACUCUGGCUCUGAGCCUCACCAUCCCUCUGUCCAUCAUGGCAGAUAUAUGUAUGCACAAGGUCCGGUUCUCAUGGCUGUUUUUUGCUGGUGCCAUUCCCGUCUUCUUCUCCUUCUUCAUCACAACGCUUUUAUGCCACUAUAACAACUGGGACCCUGUGAUGGUGGGACUGAGGAGACUGUACGCCUUCAUUUGCAGAAAACACCGUAUCCAGAGCAGACUUCCAGAAGACAGCGAGCUGUGUGAGAGUCUCAUUCCUCUCCACACUGUCUCCAGCGAAGGGAACUUCUUCUCAUGACCCAAAACCAGGUGAAAGAAUAUCAUUGAAUGAAUUGACGUUUGAAGAGACAAUGAGCGCCCCCUAGUGCCUUCUGUUGAAAGUAUUUAUUGUUCACCGACAGCCGUCCACUUUUUUUUAUUGACUACUUUCUCAUUUAUUGUGUCUUAAAAAACACUUUUACGGUACUCCACAAUGCUUUGAGAUUUUCAUCUGGCCAUGUGACACAGAUGCAACGUGGCAUCCUGCCUGGCCACAAGAGAAUUGUACCGCCUCAUCAUCAGAGGUCAACAUUUGUGAAUACUUUUAGAGAAACACUGAACUCACCGGACUGGAGCUGAACUUGUCUUGACUAAAAAGCCACUCAUGCUGAGGAGCACACUUGUUUACGUUACGGACACCGUGUGUAGAAAAAGGAAAGUAAGCUUAAGGAAGAAAGGGGGCGGAGCCAGACGCAUGUUUAACAUUAAUGAUCUGAUGGUUGCCUGCUCCUUUUCCCGUUUUUUUUAUCUGUGUAGUCGUCGUUUUCAUGAAGUUGAACUGGAUUUACAAAUAAUCAGCUCCUGAAUGUGACUCAUGUUCGAUUCCUCAGGCAUCAUACGCCACAAUGGGUAAUAAACCUGUAGUUAUCAUGCAUAAUCUGAUGUUUUACACAGACAAAAGGCCUAUAAUAAUAAUAACAAUAAUAUUUCAUAAUGAUGCUGUGCUAAAAAAUAUUUGUUUCAACAGCGUUGGCUCACUCUGUGUAGGCUUGGUCAGUCAUUCUACAGUUAUUACACAUUUUUCAGAGGCAUCUCUGAGACGUUAUUACUGAAGAUGAGACCUUCAGCUGUGUUUACGCAACAUGGUCUCUUCACUUCUCAGUGCUUUUGCAACGAGUUACAUAUACUUCUGCAUUACAUACCUGCAAAUGUGUUACUUAAAGCUUCAUCCUUAUUGAACAUUUCUGUUGUGUUUGGACUACAGACAAUAUGACAUAAUAAUGUUGCGUUGUGUUUAGUGCUCCAUUACUGUUGCAAUUGCGUGAUGCAAAUCUAUGACAUUACAUAUUAAAUAAUGCAAAGUGACAGUAUUGAGCAAGAAAGAAUUGAAGUUGGUCAAUGCGGGUGUCAGCUGAGUCACAUUCAAUAAGCGGUUAUUUGCAACUCCAGAUUAAAGAUGCUGCUUAUGCUGUUCAAGAGUCAGACUUGACCUGACGCCCUAAAAAAGGAAGGACACUAAACACGGGCAACAAACUGUGAUCAUCACAUCUAAGCUUGAAAUGACAUCAGUGCAUUUGCUCUUGCAGUGGAGCCUCUUCAGCUCCAGGCCGUCUCAAACAGGUGGACUUAGGUUUGCGUCUCGAACACUCGCGCCGGGUAUGAAGAAGAUUUCAACAGUGCAGCACUUUAAGUCAAAGGAAGAACUGUCCGGGGUUAACAGUUGUGUUCCACUUGUAGCCUUGUUUGAAUUUGGUUCAUGCUGAAGAAAAGUAGUUGGAAUCUUUCAUUUAAUGAUGCUGGUUGUAAACAAAGCUGACAGCAGUGAGAAGUGAUCUCGCUGGAUCAUUCCUCAUCCGCUCCACCUCGUGCCCUGUUCUGUUGCCUGGUCAUUGAAGCUGAUGCGACGGUGCCAUACAUUAGUAAGGAGAUGUGUCAACUUUGAUUCUGUCUUCUGAGCCCACUGACUUGGACCAUGAGCCUGCUGGACCUGGUCUUCUUGCUUCACUACCUAACAAGCCUCCUGUGCUAUGUACCAUCUAGUUUUUGGGACUGUAUUAAUAUGGUACAUUCUUGGUUGUGUAAAUAUUAGCCUUUCUUUGUUAGGUUUCACAAGGGAUUACGAUGCGGGUAAUCCUUGAAGAUUACCUUCCAAAAACUGCUCUGUUCUUAAAAGAUCGACCAAAUAAAUCUAUUUCCAUUCUCACACUCAGAGGUCAUUCAAGGUCCUUAUAUUUUCGAGGACUUAAAAGCGUAAGAUCCACGACUUUCUUAUGUCCUGAGCUUUAUUUGCAAGGCCCAACUCUCAGUUCUGGCUCCUCAGAUCAAGUUCCUGGAUUAGUAGUUGGUUUGUUCUGCAACUGGACCUGAGAGAGAGAGUCUGAUUCCAUUUCCCAGCUUCAGAAAUUUCCCACAUUUAGUGGGAUUCCAGCUUCUAGGACUCAUUUUUGUGUCAUUGAAAUGUGUUUCUGAGGGAAAUCAUGUUCCUGUGUAGAAAUUGCCAAUGAUACAUGACUGGCAAACCCACUAGAGGUCAGAACAAAGUCCCGACAUCAGCACUCAGUGCCUCGCCAUGCUGUGAAAUAGUCUCCAGUCGACCUUCUCAGCUUCCAGUCUGAAGCCAGUUCAGAAGGAUAUUGAUCAUGAAGCUCUGAAGAAGCUCAGAGAAGUUCACAGUUCAGGUCAGUUCUUUCAUCAACUUCACAUGGCUCAACAGGAAGUUGAAACUUAAGACAACAUUUUUCAGUGCAUGGGUGUUCAUAUGGUUUUGUUUUAUUUUCCUUCUCAGGUGCAUAUCGCAAAUAACAAAGAACAUUGGUUCUGUUGUCCCCCUUAAUUUGUGAAAGGUUGUGGAAAGUGACCAAAAAAAGCUGUAAUAUUUGUGCCAUUUUAAGCUUUUGUAUUUCUUUUCCUGAAGUCUGUUUUUACUCUUGUCACACUACACAAUAAAAUGUAUUUUAUUCUGAAGGGCUGGGCCUUUUUUAUUUUAUUU
Molecule: messenger RNA, 4353 nt
Organism: Synchiropus splendidus (mandarinfish)
Lineage: Eukaryota; Metazoa; Chordata; Actinopteri; Syngnathiformes; Callionymidae
Product: solute carrier family 35 member F5-like
Exons: 16
Coding region: 238-1683 (481 amino acids)
Biological process (GO): regulation of peptide transport
Source: RefSeq, a predicted model, not a curated record